Molecule: messenger RNA, 3201 nt
Organism: Thecamonas trahens ATCC 50062
Lineage: Eukaryota; Apusomonadida; Apusomonadidae
Exons: 1
Coding region: 1-3201 (1066 amino acids)
Biological process (GO): activation of GTPase activity; regulation of small GTPase mediated signal transduction
Cellular component (GO): cytoplasm
Molecular function (GO): GTPase activator activity
Source: RefSeq, a predicted model, not a curated record
AUGCUCGCAACGCUCACUCUCCCGCUCGAUGCGUACUCAUCGCAGCUGCAGCAAGUGCCUGUGGCGGCGGCAUCUAGCUCUGGGCCAUGUGGCAUGCCUGCGACGCCAUUCCGGCUCGCGCCGUUGUUCGAGGCCGUUGGCGGCCUUCCCGGCAUCGAGUCUGAGAACGACGAGGAGGCAAGUGAGACAACGACUGCACGGUCAACAUCGUCUGCGUUGACGGCGGUGGCGGCGGUGGACGACAUCGACCGGGCAUCACUGCCGACUCUCAUUUUGGCGGCGGCCGACGCGCGGCUGACGUCGCGGUGGCGAGCAGAGCUUGUGGCGGCGAUCCGGGCGGCGCGGGCUGUCGAUGGUGAUCUCUCGUUUGAGCUGGACGCCGAUGGAAACGCCGCGCAGGUGGCGUACGAGACGCGUGCGGAAGCAGCCCCUGCUCGCGGGAACGAGAGACGAGCAGGGCCAGAGGAGCAGUCGAGCGGCCCGUCGACGCCGCGCGAUGUGCGGACGCUGGGCACGCUGAUGAGUAGCGGGGCGGACGUGGACGGUCUUGGCGCCGAGACGCAGCCGUCGGAUCUUGCAGCGACCAAGGCGCUGCCUGUGCACGUGGCGACGUCACGGCUCGUUCUGAACGCGCCGGGGUGGCAGACGAUCGAGCCUGUGGGCUCGUGGUAUACCGGGCCCGAGUACAACACGGUUGAAGAGAAUCCCAAGCUUCUCCUUGCCUGGUACCGGCUGCUGUUCCUCGGAGCGCCGCACGCAAACUUUGUGGCCGACCUCGACUCAGUGUACGUCGUUUCUGUGAUGCGAACAGCCGAGGGCAGGAGCAAGCACGGGACGAUCCGCGCCAUUGUGUGGUGCGAGACGACUGUGCGACGGGUGGCGUUUGCGGCGCGCAAGGCGUUCCGGUCGUUCAAGACGGACUUGCGCGCGGCACUGGCGGUCGUCGAUCCCAACAGCCUGUACCGGGUCCGGUCGUUUUUCCGGUGCGUGGUGGGCCCCAACUUUGUGCAGACUCUCCUCGUGCUCGAGGACGAGAGUUUCCUGCGUGCUCUGCCGAUUGGGGUGGUGUAUGCGCACGACGGGCAGGUGACGCGGUCUGAGCUCCUGGGCAACAACGCGACGUAUCCGGCUUCUGCGGAUGCGCCGCUGUGCGAGUUUAUCGCGCGGCUCGGGACGUGCGUGCCGCUCUUGGGGUGGGAUGGCUACCCCGGCUCGCUGGACACGGAGAACGGGACGUCGGGCGAGCACUCGAUGUUUACCCAGCUUGCAGGCAAGGAUGUCAUGUUCCACGUGGCGCCGCUUAUUCCCAACGAGGUUGACGACGACGAGUGCUCGUUUGUGCGGUCGACGCGGCGCAAGGCGCUGGUCUCGCACACGCCGGCGAUCAUUGUAUUCCACUCGGGCGUCCGUGAGAGCGCGCUGUUCUCGCCGUCGUCGCUCGGCUCGCAGCAUGUCCACGUCACGGUUGUCGUCUCGCCGCAUCCUGACGACUCGGACGCGUACGUGAUGCAGUACGCGCAUGCGGCGUCGAUCGCUCCGUUUGGCCCGCACUUUUCCUCACUCAAGGUGCCUGCGACGCAGACGGCGGUCCACUCGAUGCUGACCAACGUGAUCAACGGGCUGGCAUCGGCCCGGGCGUCGGCACCAGGGCUCGCAGGCCCUGCAGCAGCGUUCCGCAAAGACCUCCUCGACUCGGCCAUGGCGGCAGUCGACGGGAGCGAACCCGGGUACGGGGUCGGGCCGCCGUCGGGUGAAGCGGCAUGCACAAGCGGAACGAACUUGCCGCCGCUUCUGGGAUCUGCACUCCGCGGGCCGCGGCGGUCGUCAGUGAUGCCGCUGGCCGCGGCGUCAGACGCACUGACGGUCUUUUCGGCGGUGAACGCGCUUCCGCCCGGCCCGUCGGCAGUGACCGCCUUUGCGCCGUGGCGCAACGCGGCUGUCUACUCUGACGCCGACGGAAUCCACCUGCUCUCGCCGGACGACACUGCAAAGACAACGCUGUUUGGCAAGCAGGCCGAUGCCAUCUACGUGGUACACAAUCUCGGGCUCGCGGUGGCGCGGCUGUGCAAGCGCAAGCAUGGCGUUGUCGUCCUCCACCUCACCGCGCUCGGCAAGGCCAUUGUCCACCGGCUGCCCGAGACGAAGCGGUGCGAGUGGCUUGCGGUUUGCCAGACGAGCCACAAGGUUGUGGUCUCGGUCAAGGCCUCGCUCCAUGUCUUUGACUGGGUCGCCCCUGCUGGCGCCUACGUCCUCGACACGCGGAUUAACCUCGAGACGGCGCCGUCGUUUGUCACGUUCCUCUCCACAGGACGGCUCGGGCUCGCGGUUGCCGGCACCUACCUCAUCAUGCAUGCUCGGACCGGCAAGUUUGUGACGCUCAACAAGAAAGGGCACAAGCUGCCGAUCACACCGGCGUCUACGGCGGCGGCGGCCAUCGAGAUCUCGAUCGACACACCGUCGUCGCAUAUCUUCUUAGCCUCGGGCGUCUCGUCGAUCCUUGUCGACGCCGACACCGGCGAGCUCCCGCAGCGGGCGGCACCCUUAUGCUGGUGCUACGCGCCGACAUCGUUUGUCGCCAUCGACUACUACAUCUUGGCUCUCUCCGACUACGGCAUUGAGGUCCGGUCGGCGCGCAACGGAGCGCUGGUCCAAAUGAUCACCCUCCCACAGCCGCUUGCCCUCCUCUCACCGCCGCAACUUGCAUGCGAGACUGGCGUGUAUGUCUCGGCCGGCAGCGGGACUGCCGCGCGCGUCUACCACAUUUCAGCCUCACCGCAACCGACAGCGCCCGAACAGACCGUGCGGUCGCCAUUCUGCUCGCGGCCAGCAUCGCUUGCAGGCUCGUCCUCGUACUCGGCACUCACCUCGGAAUCGUCACUCUCGUCCACAACCGGACUCGGCUCCAUCCCACCAUCGCUCAGACUUCCCACCGUCCGGGCGUGCAUCAACUCGGCAGCGGCUCGUGCCGACGCCUCCCGCCGCGACUCUGAGCGUGCAUACAUGGACAAUGCCGGCUACCCACUCGUCGACUCUGCUGUCCACGAGUCGACCUCGACGGCAGCGUCGACCUCGACCUCGGCAUCGACUUCGGUGUCAGCCUCGGGCGUCACCUCGUCGUCGUCGCUCAUCACUGGCUGCCCCAUCAUCCCCAACUCGGACUUGAUGCACGCGAUACAUCUUGUUCCGGAGGAGGAUGUGUGA